AUGCAUAUAAAGGUGUAUACUUUACUGAUUAUUAUAUCUGUUUUCACAGCAAUUUUGAAGGUUCGUGCUGAAAAAGUUCUAAACGACAAUGUGCCAAGCAGAGUUUAUCGUGUAAAACGAUUCUUCGGCGAUGGCGUUGGAGUGUAUAGGGAAUGGAGUGUGUCAUAUUUUGAUACCGGGCCGCCAAUACCACCACCACUUCCACCACACCCACCGCCUCCACCACCUCCACCACCUCCACCACCUCCACCAAUAGAUCCAGGAACAACAUGUUAA
Molecule: messenger RNA, 276 nt
Organism: Enterobius vermicularis (human pinworm)
Lineage: Eukaryota; Metazoa; Nematoda; Chromadorea; Rhabditida; Oxyuridae
Source: the annotation of a GenBank genome assembly